This is a messenger RNA of Anoplophora glabripennis (Asian longhorned beetle), 2289 nucleotides long. RefSeq lists its product as uncharacterized. The transcript is spliced from 2 exons. Lineage: Eukaryota; Metazoa; Arthropoda; Insecta; Coleoptera; Cerambycidae. The record is from RefSeq and is a predicted model, not a curated record. The coding region runs from base 352 to 1839 and encodes 495 amino acids.
ACGGCUUAGCAAUUAAAUUUCCUACGUUUACCUUGAAUACUGCCUUUAUGUCACAUUAUUAUAAAGAUACACAAAUGAAAAUUUAUAAAUGCUUCUUUAUUUAAAGAAAUAGGUAAAUCUAUUACGAAAUUGAAGCUACAUCUAGUACAAAAGCAAAAUGUCUGUAUAGAAAACCACUUAUAACUGCAGCUCGGGACUCGGUCGGAUGAUCAUAGCCGUCGCGUCACAGGUCACAGUUACAGAAUAGAAUCGCGUCGACAUUUCGCUAUAGUGCACCGUACGAAACCGGUAAUAAUAGCAGCAGUGUGUUCUUUGUUGCCAUCGUGUAUACGUUUUUUAAAUAUUCUAAUAAUGUCGAACGAGCCGAAAGGUAAAAAACGACCUUUCCCUUUCGCUGAUAAAGUACGCAAAUUUAUUGCCGACUUUGAGGACCUGCAAUACGAUGGUGCUAAAAUUGUGUGCACAAUUUGCGAUAGUGACUUAAUGUGCUGGGAUAAAUAUGAUUGUAUAAAACAUGUAAACAGUCAACAUCACAGAGACAAAAAACAGGGUGUGCCUUCCAAAUUUCAACUGAUGGUCGAUUUAUUGCUUAUGCUGGUUGCCUGUAACGUGCCGCUAAGUAUAUUGGAUAAACAACCAUUCCGGGAGUUCUGGAAGAAAUACGCUCCCGAGUUGCAUUUACCCAGUACCAGAAGUAUAAACACGUAUUUGCCAGAGGUGCGUAAGGACGUAAUAGAUAAAAUCAAAUGCGGUGUAAAAAAUAAACAGUUGUGGUUAUGUGUGGACGAGACGACAGACAUAAAAAAAAUUUCUGUAGUGAACAUUAUAAUACGAAUAUUAGACUCUUUACAUCCAGCAUCUCCGUUACUACUAGCUAGCAGAAGACUAACCAAGUGUACUGCACGUACAAUUACUCGGGUGGUGCUGGAUACACUUGAACAAUUUGAAAUAUCCGCAAGCCAAGUUUUAUUGUUUGUAACCGAUGGUGCCGCGUCAAUGCGUUUAGUAGGCCGUUCUCUGCAGGAACACGGCUGUAGAUUUUUACAUAUUACGUGUAAAAUACAUGCACUACACCUGGUAGCGGAAACUGUUCGAAACUGUUUUCCAGGGGUAGAUACAUUAAUAACCAGCACAAACAAGGUGUUUCUUAAAUCGCCCAAACGACUUCGCGCAUUUCACGACAAGUGUCCAGAUAUUCCAGAACCCCCACAGUCGAUUCUUACACAUUGGGGAACAUGGCUGAAAGCAGCUUUUUAUUAUGCUGUAUAUUUCCAGCAAAUAAAGACUGUAAUACUACAGUUCAAGCCGGAUGAGGCUGCAGCUAUUAAGGAGAGCCAGACACAAUUUCAAGACAUUUCUGUAGAAAAUGAUUUACAAACUAUUCACAAUAAUUAUAAAGGACUUCACGACGCGAUAGAGAAAUUACAAAACAGUGCGUUGUCAUUAGCCGAGUCGCUGCAAAUAGUGGACGACAUCGGUUCGACUUUACAUGCGAUAAAAGACGUAAAAAAUGACUGCGUUGUAGAAAAGUGGGAAAGUGUAUUAAAGAAAAAUAGUGAUUUUAUUAAAUUGAGGGAAAUUUGGGGAGGAGCUUCUACCGACACGUUAAGUGAAUGCAGAGAGUAUUUUAAUUAUGCCUGUGUUACGUCGGUAGAUGUCGAACAUUCUUUUUCACAAUAUAACCACAUUUUUUCAUCAAAGCGCACGUGUCUGCUGGAGGAAACUGUGGAAACCUAUUUGAUGUUGCAAAAUAUUAGAAAGUGGUGUCCAGUGUCUCUGGGUGAUAAUACUGAUAAUACGAGUGAUAAUAAUAAAGCUACUUCAUCUCGUACUUCAUAAUCCCAGUUAAAUGGGAAACAGGAGAAACUACCCAAAAAUUGGCGAAAUCGGUUUAUCCGACAUACACAACACAAAACCAGGUCAUAGAUUGACAUACUUAUUUUUGUUACAAGAAUGAUAUACAGUGUAUUCAAAAAUUUAUGUAAAAUUGGUCAUUUUUUAAAAAAUUUUAUGUUUAAUGACAUAACAACAAUGACAUCACUUGCGAUUUUUUUAAAUGAAAAGAGAUCUUUUUUAUAUUAUUUUCAAAAGAAAGGUUUUUGAAAAUUGCCCAAAAUAGUAUAAAAACCGGAGAUGUUCCAAAAUUUCUAUUCGCAUCUCCAAAUACGAAAUAAACGAGAAAUAUUAAAACAGAUUACUUACUACGUUUCAAUGUUUUUAACAAUUGUUAUAAAAGAAGAGUAAAACUUAUUUUAUUUAUAAAAUAAAUUUUACUUUGAUAAAAAUAUG